GAACUCGCAUUGGUUGUGUUCGGACGCUUUGGAGAACGGUCGCUGUUUGGGAUCCCCAAAUCGACUUGUCGAGUGAAUUGUCUCUUGGUGAUGAUACAGUGACAGUGAUUUGUUCUAUCUUUGUCAAAUGAUUUCACUCAAUUGAAGUGCACAAAGUGGUUAUAUCGAAUGGUCUAUUCAACCAUUUCCUCUUUCAAACACUGAAAGCGGUCUCACCAGUGUUUCAAUUCCGCCUCGUUUGGCGCUUGUCUUUGCUCAAAAAAAUCUCUCUCACUCUCCCCAAAUACGAAUUGGAAAUAUAAUCAUAUCGAUAUACAAUCUCAUGGAAUUAAUGCUGAAUUCGUGACGUUAUUGUGAUUUCUUGUGCUAUUUCAAACCAUUUGAUCUCUUAGUCUCGCUGGGCGAGAGUUUUGGGAAAAGUAAGAGAUCUCAUCCGGAUUUCAAGCUUAUAAUCUUUCGAUCAUGACUCAGUGAAAUUCAGUGAUUUGUCGGUGUUGUUCUGCAUUGAAAUUAGUGACUUUUGUUCACAGCAAGAAUUCCACAUAAUUAAAUCACGAGGCAUCUCUUCAUGGCACUUGAAAAGAUUCUCUGAACAUCCCAAGUUUUGCCACUGAAAGUGAAGUGACGUUAGAGACUUGGGGUGCGAUUAGCAAUUCAUCUUUCUGGAAGGAACAACUCUGAUGAAAUUCUGCCAGUAAACAAAAUGUUGCGGCCAGUGAUCGCGAUGCUGAUCGUGGUCGCAAUGGCGAUCAUUUCGGCCAUCGUCGGACCGACAGACGCCCUCGCAAACUGCCCUCAAGCAUGUGACUGUGACGAUGAGACUCUGGUGGUGACUUGCGGCGAGGGACACUUGGACGUCCUGCCCAUCGCCCUUAAUCCCUCAAUUAAGCGUCUCGUGAUUAAGAACAACAAGAUCAAGAUGAUCGACUCGUCGCUGCAAUUCUACGCCGAGCUGCUCUUCCUCGAUCUCAGCUACAAUCAUCUGUUCAACAUUCCAGUGAAGACAUUCGGAUACCAGAAGAAGCUCCAGGAGCUGCAUCUCAACCACAACAAGAUCGGCUCGAUCAGCAAUCGCACCUUCAUCGGCCUCGCAUCGCUCACAGUGCUGAAUUUGCGUGGGAACUUUAUCGAUGAACUAGAUAAGAAUGUCUUCAGCGCCCUGGUGAAGCUUGAAGAAUUGAAUUUGGGUCAGAACAGAAUUGCCAGGAUCUCCGUGGGGGCUUUCGAUGGGCUCACGAAUCUGCGUGUGCUCUAUCUUGAUGAUAAUACCCUGACCAGCGUUCCUAGUGACGCCUUCCCGCCCUUGAGGGCCAUUGCUGAGCUCUUCCUGGGCUUGAAUUCUUUCACCACUCUUCCGGCGAGUGCUUUUGAGGCUCUGACUGCACUCUCCAAGCUUGAUCUUCGUGGAGCGGCGCUGGCCAAUAUCUCCACGGACUCUUUCAAGGGUCUCGAGCAAGUGCGCAGCAUGGAUCUGUCUGACAAUCGACUGCAGAGGAUCCCAACGCGAGAGCUGAGCACACUGGGGCGCCUGGAGGAACUCUCCCUGGGUCAGAAUGACUUUGAGGUGGUGCCCGAGGGCUCCUUUGUGGGGCUCACAAACCUCCGCCGCCUGGACAUCACGGGAUCUCUGAAGUUGCGCAAGGUCGAGGCUGGAGCCUUUGCCACAAAUACCAACCUCGAAUCCCUCACUCUGGCAUCCAACAAGGCACUGGUUGAGGUCCAGGAGGGUGCUCUCAGUGGGCUUCCUCAUCUCCGCCAUGUUAUUUUGAGGGACAACGCUCUGGUCACGCUGGCUGAGGGUCUGUUCCCCUGGGCAGAACUCCACACUCUGGAUCUCUCUGAGAACCCGCUCGUCUGUGACUGUCGCCUACUCUGGCUAAGGCAGCUAUUGGUUAGUCGCUCGAAUGGAAGCCAGCAGCCGGGAAGUGUGAUCUGCGCGGCUCCCGAACGUCUCCGAGAGGAACCUUUGCGUGCCAUCUCGCCUGAACUUCUUGGCUGCCUGCACACCGACCCGCGACGACAGGCCAUCAUUGGAGCUCUGGUUGUAGGAGCAGCGGCCACUAUCACUGCCCUCGCUCUCAUCCUCUAUCGCUGCCGCCGCCGAAUCCGUGAGGUGCUCAAAGGAGGCUGGGGCCAGUCAGCGCUAGGCCGCAAGGAACGCGAGUACCAGAAGACCUUCUCCGCCGAAGAGGACUACAUGUCGCGCCACUCGCACCCAUGCAGCCUGGCCGUUCACCCCACGCUCACCGGCUACGGCCACCACCAUCCUGGACUUCGGCCAAUUCCUGUGACUGAGCUAUAGCUAGAAGCGCCGCCGCCGCCACCCAGACGCGGCGCCCCGCAGCCCCCAGGCGCGGCGGCCUUUCUGCAGCUCAGCCAGGACCAUCUGAUGCCGAAGCACCCCAACGGAGCCAUCAACAACUACACGCCGCCACUGCCGCCGGAUGGAUUCCACACGCUCUCGGGGCCAGCGCUGCCAAUGCGUAACGGCCACCUCACCGCCGGCCGGAGGACAGUCUCCGGCCGUCACUAUCACUGAUCCACCCACCAGGAGCUCCGCGAUGAGCCGGUGUAAGGUGAACAGUGCAGAGCAAAGACUUGAUUUGUAUAAAACGGAGGGACGCCACUUGUGAAUACGUUUAUAUUUUCUAAGUUAUGUAUAUAUAGAAAAAAAAUUCUGAUCUAGAAUACCUUUUGAAAUCCACAUUCUAUCUCACAGUCAUAGUGAAGUUCAUUCGUUGCAAGAAACAAAAAAAAAACUCUUUGACAAGACACUUAUACUUAAAGAAAAUAUCAACAAUGAAGGCAGUGGAAGCAUGAAGUUGUGCAUGCGCGCGAUUUCGCGGGCAGGCACUGUCUAUUUAUAAACUAAUGUAAAUACCUUUAGACGUAAUUCGUCGUUAAGACACUCUCAAAAAUAUUACAAGAAUUUUCUCAGCGUGAAGAGAUAAAUUAAAUCUAUGAAUGUAAUUAUAGUCAGUUAUACUUGAAAAGAAAGAAGCACUAAGACAAAAGGUAUCUUUAAAUGUAAAUUUAUGGUAAAUACCGUUGCCAUUCUCGCACUUUUGUCCGCCACUGGUCUGAGAAGAGGUGCCCAACGAAACCCACAAUAGUUAGACAUAUCAUUGGUCAAAAAGUGACAAAAAGUGGCACAUUUUGGCGGCAAGUUCUGGGCGAUUUUGGCAACUCACACACACACAGAGUAUUCCAGACUCGAGGCUCAAUUCCAUGAGCCAGGAUGGAUUCGCGGUGGCAAAUUGAGUGAGUGUAAUUGAACACAGUCACGCCAGUGGCCCAUCUAAAGGGGUCAAAAGCUUAGAGAAAUUCCUGGGCAAAAACACCCGCGGAAUAAAUCACAUGAGCUCGCCAAACCUGUUUCAUUGGCUUGUGCGUCGAUUUGAGCGUGACUGCAAUUGCUCUGAUGAUCAUUUUUUUCUCGCGCAAAAACCUCAAUUGCAUUCUUCUGCGCGGCCAAAUGCAGCCCCUCGGCAAAGACGAAUCGACUUUAUCCCCACAGUGGACUUUUUGCAUCGCGCAUCUUUGCCCAACAUCCAUCAUAGAAAUCCACAACAGUAUAAAUGCUAUUUUUAAUGCGUCUCUGUCUGUUUUUCCCCCACGUUUCUCAUCUUUUCUGCACUCUUGUGCGCGCCGAACUGAAGCGUAGCGGCUGAAGAAUAGAAUUCCUCUGUGAAUCUCCUCAUGUGUGAUGUCUGUGCUGUGCUAACAUGUUAUCCUUAUCCAAGUGUCUUCCUUGGUAAUUGACUUCAAUUCAUUACUUGUGCAUACAGAAGUGUUGUCGAGAGUUAAAUUUGGGCAGGGAAUAGCAAAAAAAAAACCAUUAUUUCUCUGCAAAUUCAAGACACAAACCAAGAAAUCUUGAAAUCUUGGUUUUUGUCUUCAAGUCAGAAUGUGAAGUCAAUUCUCAUAUCCUAAUUGUGAAGUUUACUCUGUGACAUUGUCUUUUCCCUCUUCCACAAAUAUACCCAAUUUCCCUCAUAAUAUCCCACCGCUGAAUCCACAGCCGCCGCGUCGGCGCUCACCUUGUUGUGCACCGAAAAAGCCUAGAAUUCUGUACAUAUAUAUAUGUUUUAUUGCACGCCCAAGAUCACGAACUUCCACUUAUAUUUCUCUGGGGCUCUCUUGCACCUCGUCCCGCGCGGAUAUUGCGGCUUCCUGGGCAGAAAAUGGAAAUAGUCCACGCGAAAAAAAAAGGAACGACAAGAGCAGAGGAAGAAGUUCACGGUAUAUGGAGGAGAUAUAAAUAAAAAAUGACGGUAGAAUUUAUAAUAAUUCACCCGGAGGCACUUUAUGAUUCGCCAUUUGACUCUCUUGCCAUGUAAUUUCGUGCAAUUAAAUCCACAUCUAAUUACACUCUGGUGGAAUGUGUGUGCGCGCACAGACGGGGGUGAAGAAAGGGGUUGACUUUGGCGCCGAAAUCAAAGAGACUGGCAAGGAGCGAGAGAGCAAUAAGUCACAUUUGGGUGAUCAUCAAUAUCAUGGCAAAAGGGCACGACCUUCGGUGAUGUAUGGAAAAAAAAAAUGCUGGGCUCCCAACUUUGUUAUGUCUCACUUUUCCAGCGACAGAGACAAAUUGUGGCAAAUAUCGAAAUUGAGAUUUGUUUUCAACUGCACUCACUCCAAAGUGCCGCCGAAGAAUCCACCCUCAGUAUGUAAUCUUAGACACAAUGAUGAGAGCAGAGUAUUUGACGUCAUUGAGGAGAGAUCUUAAAAUAUCUAAUACAAGUUUUUAUGCAAGAGAAAGUACACGAGAGCGAGAGAAGAAGCGAAUUGUGAGAAUUUUUCGAAGGUGAAAUGAGUAAAUUUUGUAAUUGUAUAAUUAAUUUAAUGAUGAAAGAUAAAGAAAAAUGAUAAUAUAACUUUAAGAUUUGACUAGUCAAGAGGAGGAGAUGAAAACAAAAAAAAAAUUGAUAAGACAUAAACAGGAAUGUUAUAUAUGUAAUAGUGAAAUAGAUAAAGAAAAAAAAAUUCAAUGAGCCAUCAUCAAAUUGUCCAAAACUCCCCCAUAAUGAAAAAGUAAAAUUGAAAGAUAAUCAUAUUUUCUUGCCGUGUAUGUUCAUAAUCACAUCGACAUAGAGACACAAACGAAGUUGUAUUGAAUGUUAUAAAAGUAAAGCAGUGUAUCCACCAAAUAUGAUGAAUUUCUGUGUAACUGGAUCAACCGAGGAUAAUCCUCUUAAAUGUAAAAGACAUCAUGAGACACUCUCAAGCAUAUAAACUAUUAAUAAAACAGAUGCAUUUUCCUUCGUGGAUCAAAUAAA
Molecule: messenger RNA, 5279 nt
Organism: Phlebotomus argentipes
Lineage: Eukaryota; Metazoa; Arthropoda; Insecta; Diptera; Psychodidae
Product: protein slit-like
Exons: 2
Coding region: 704-2302 (532 amino acids)
Cellular component (GO): extracellular matrix
Molecular function (GO): protein binding
Source: RefSeq, a predicted model, not a curated record